CCGGGGUGCCGAGAGCUUCAUGGUGUUACAUCUCAUCUAGAAAUAGCUUUAUAUAGCAAAACGUAACAGUUGUAGAGCCAACCAAGUAGGUGUGAAAGACAGGACUCAACUCAAUUUUUAAGCUGCAGCUGAUGAAGAUUCAAGGAGAAGCUGCGGUUCCAAAGACCUGAGAUCCAAAAUACAUCCAAUCGAACCACUCAACGUCAGGUGCCAGUAUUAGUGGAGGGCAAUUACAGUGUUUCACUGCUUGAAGUUUCAGCUUCAACUUCAGCGCCGAUCCAUCCAGAAUCACAAUGCUCUUCCGGAAGCUCACUCUACUCACCUUUAUUGCAGCUCAGGGCUUGUUUGUUUCUGGAGAGAAUAUGAUUACCUGCGAAGGUGAUAUCCAUCGCCUUACUUGUGACACUGGACUGAUAAAAGUGAAAUCUUCUUUGUACGGCCGUACUUACAAUGAUACCUGUAGUUUUAACUGGUCACCAUCUGAGGUUGUCAAUACCAGCUGUUCCUUGAAGAUUUCCACUAUUGCUGAUAGGUGCAAUGGACUAAGAGAGUGUGAGUUAAAGACGGAUUUAUUUGACACCCCUGACCCAUGUUAUGGAACUUACAAGUACUACAACACCACUUAUGACUGCAUCAAUGGCCGGGUCACUGUGAUCUGUGAGCAUGGCUACAGCACACUGGACUGUGAAGAUGGUUCUAUUCAAAUCAUAAAUGCAAACUAUGGACGUGCUGAUUCAGUAACCUGCUCCAAUGGACUCUCUAACAAUUUGAUCAAGAACACCAACUGUUAUGCUCCAAACACACUCUCAACUGUGGCCGCACUGUGCAAUGGACAGAGGAGAUGCACUGUAGAAGCUUCACACAAAAUCUUUACCGAUCCUUGCAGUGAGACUGUUAAAUAUCUCACUGUGUCUUACAUCUGCACUAGAGAAACUGUGACCUGUGAAGGAAAUAUUGCUGUGCUGACAUGUGAUGCUGACCAUUUAAAGAUCGUCAGUGCUAACUACGGCCGAACCGAUUCAACCACAUGUUCUUCAGGACGACCCCUGAGUCAAAUCUCCUAUACAAAUUGCUACACACCUAAUGCACUAAAUGGAGUUGCAGCUAGAUGUGAAGGAAAGAGCAGCUGUGUGGUGCCAGCAACAAAUGAUGUUUUUUCUGACCCCUGUGUUGGCACCUAUAAGUACCUGACAGUUGUGUACAUCUGUAUCUAACUUGCUACAGCUUUCUUUCUUCCCCUUGUUCUUUUGACUGCUGUUGACAGCAUAACUUGAGGGAUUCCAGCUUUCUCCCCAGUCUCUUCAGCCUGAAAAGGAAUUAGACCGCAAACAUGUGCAAACAUGCAGAUGAUAGAGUGCAGGAGUUUUGCUGUUGGUGCACUUAACAUUUGCAUAUUAUAUCAACUGCUGUAAUGAAAAUAAACUAGACUUUACUAUAUGACAUAUUCAGUGAUUCUUAUUAAAUUUACUGAAGUUAUUCAGUCAA
Ictalurus furcatus (blue catfish) is the source of this 1485-nucleotide messenger RNA. RefSeq names its product rhamnose-binding lectin. The transcript is spliced from 13 exons. The coding region runs from base 294 to 1214 and encodes 306 amino acids. The record is from RefSeq and is a predicted model, not a curated record. Gene Ontology annotation, molecular function: carbohydrate binding. Lineage: Eukaryota; Metazoa; Chordata; Actinopteri; Siluriformes; Ictaluridae.